This is a messenger RNA of Striga asiatica, 798 nucleotides long. The record is from the annotation of a GenBank genome assembly. Lineage: Eukaryota; Viridiplantae; Streptophyta; Magnoliopsida; Lamiales; Orobanchaceae.
AUGAGUGGACGACUUAACUUCUUCCAGAACCACACCAGAGGCCAAAUCGGCGAGCAUGAGGGUCGGGUCAGUGCAUGCGGCGGGGGCGAUGUUGUCGUUCCUCCUACUGAUCGAUCGAAGAAGAGGCUGGCCUUGUCUUCUCUCGAGACCGAGACUGAGGACCAAUUUCAGAGGAAGAAGAGGAAAGUUCUGAAGGAGAAAGGAGCUUCAGGGAAGAAGACCGGGCUUCAGAAGGAAUCUGGGGCUUACAUCCUUCAAGUCGGGUCAGAGGGCUAUAUCCUCCCGUCUCUGGCGAGCGCCCAGCGCGACCAGUCCCGGCCCAGCGUACUAGUACCUGUGCCCAAGGACCAGACCCGGCCUGGUCUAUCCCAGUUCGGUCCAGGCCUGACCCGACCAGAUCCAGACUGGUACGACCCAGUUCAGCCCGACCCAAUGGAGAUGCGGCGGGUUUCAUCGCUCGGGCUCUGUCAGACGGGUCCACGCCCACGAAAGGACGAAGAAGGGGAGAUCAAGCUCCAGGAGAUAGCGGUUCGAGAGACGACCAUCCUGGUCUCCAACCUCAGCGACGAGAGGGCGUCUCAUGAAGCGACCAAAAAGAAGCUUGAGACGGAAGCGACCAAUCUCAAGCAAAAAAUGGUGGCUUUGGAGGCCAAGGAGAAGGUGUGGUCCGAGAAGGAGGCAGCGUGGACAAAGAAGGAGUCUGAUCUGGCCCGAGAAAAGGAGAAACUGCUGGCCCGACUUCAAGGUCUACUAGAGCCGAGCACCCCAACACCCAAACUUGAGUACGCAGAUUUCUAG